Molecule: messenger RNA, 9818 nt
Organism: Nerophis ophidion (straightnose pipefish)
Lineage: Eukaryota; Metazoa; Chordata; Actinopteri; Syngnathiformes; Syngnathidae
Product: gastrula zinc finger protein XlCGF57.1-like
Exons: 2
Coding region: 5274-6824 (516 amino acids)
Source: RefSeq, a predicted model, not a curated record
GCAGACCGCCUCUUCGCUCCGCAAUCAGAUAGUGGCAGCACAACACCUGAGGAUGAAGACAGGGGCGACGCCCAAGAACCUUUAGGCAGCGAUACGGACCAUGAAGGGCAUAUGAGGAGCGGCGCCAACAACAAACUCUCUAAAAAGGAGACGGGUAAAGAAAGUUGUGCUAAAGUCUUUUCUUACAAUAGUGCUUUGAAUCGACUCAUGAGAACACACACAGGCGAAAAACCCUUUGGUUGUUCAGUUUGUGGAGACAAAUUUUCUCUAAAGGGCAAUAUGAUCAAGCACAGGAGAACACACACUGAAGAAAAAACUUUCAGUUGUUCGUUUUGCGGUAAAGGAUUUUUCCACAAGGCCAACAUGCUGUCACACACCAGAACGCACACAGGAGAAAAACCUUUCCUCUGCUCGGUUUGCGGCGACACGUUUGCUCACAAGGCUUCUCUGACGGCGCACACCGUAACGCACACGGGGGAAAAGCUCUUCGCGUGCUCCAUCUGCGGUGAGAGCUUUUCCUACCUCAGCAACUUUAAGUCCCACAUGCGGAAGCACACAGGGGAGCGACCCUACAGCUGCUCAGUUUGCAGCAAGCGGUUCUCGCACAAGGUGAACAUGGUGUCACACAUUAGGACGCACACCGGGGAAAACCCUUUCGCUUGCACGAUUUGCGACGAAAGCUAUUCUUACAAGCGCAGUCUGAAUAAUCACAUGCGGACACACGCUGGAAGAAACCCUUUGGUUGCGCAAUUUGUGCUACGUGUAAAGGAUUAAAUCCAUAUUAAUGUUUCGCUCUUUCUGAUGCUACCACUUUUGACCAGAACUUUCCAAAUACCACUGGAUAUCAUUUAAUGGAUGUCCUUAAAAUGUGAAAGAUGUUUAAAUAUGAAAAAGCUGCAUCGGCGUAAAAGGUAGGCCCACAUUCCGUUAGUAUGGGGUGGUCGGUAACCUGCUUGUAGAGAGCGCCCAUUUGACACACGUCCACAUGGUCAAAACGCUCAGCAUAAAUAAAUAUCCACUUUUUUUCCCCCUCAUCCUUGCGACGCCCCCUAGAGAAUGCAAGCCGGAUCCAUUGCCCACGUAGUCUAUAGCGAGAACCACCACUGAGCGCACAUAUCGAUGAAGUUCUGUAUUCGAUUAUCUUUUUUUGCACAUUUUAUGUUGGCACAUGUUGAAUUCCGCCAAUCCAUUUAUUGUCAUUGUUUUACCACCACUCCUGUAGGUUUACCGUCAUAAGUCACAUUAGAAUGUUUGCGGUUCUCGCAUUCUUUGCAGUAAAAUAUUGUGACCUCUUUGCAGCUCUUCUUACUUUUGUCAAGAGCUGAAUUGAAGUGAAUUAUAUUUAUAUAGUGCUUUUCUCUAGUGACUCAAAGCGCUUUACAUAGUGAAACCCAAUAUCUAAGUUACAUUUAAAGCAGUGUGGGUGGCACUGGGAGCAGGUGGGUAAAGUGUCUCGCCCAAGGAUACAACGGUAGUGACUUGUAUGGCGGAAACGGGAAUCGAACCUGGAACCCUCAAGUUGCUGGCACGGCCACUCUACCAACCGAGCUAUGCCGCCCCUUAGAGCUGCCUUCAUUACCGCUGUAAAAUGGCAGUGAUGGGACAUGGUGGCUGCGGUUUGUUCUUCUUUUAUCGAUGAUAAUAAACAGUCAAUAGCACAGAAAAGAUACAAGGUAUAAUUAAGAAUUAUUUAUAAAAAAAAAGGCAAUUACGAUGAACAAGAAAAAAACAAGUGAGGGCUACAGUGUUUAAAUAAUUUUGUUAGAACUUUUGUAGAUUUAAUAGCGUUUGUAUUGUCUAUUUAAACAGUAAUUUCUUUCCUUUACCAUUUAUAUUUAUGCAUGUAAUAUUUUGCAUGAGUAACACAAAAAAUAGGCUUGCAUAUAUUUGUGUGAAUGCUCCAAAGCAACACUAAAAUUAAUCUAUUUUUUUUAUCCUCCUUCUCCAGUUUUAAGUGUGCUCUACCUUCCUCAUUUUUUUUACCCGAUUCAAACUAAUCCAACUUCAAACUGUCAGCCUAUUCGGGAAUCGCGUGCUUUACCUUGUGGAAUUCUUCCCCGAAUUCCAGGUUUUACAGGACAUUUUUCCCAUUCAAAUGGAAUUGACCAUUUUUCAAACUUUCCCCAUUUCCACAUUUUUUCAACAUGUUCAAACUAUUGCAAAUCAAUCAAUUAAUCAAUCAAUCAAUGUUUAUUAAUAUAGACCUAAAUCACAAGUGUCUCAAAGGGCUGCAUAAGCCACAACGACAUCCUCGGUUCAGAGCCAAUGAAAGGGCAAGGAAAAACUCACAACCCAGUGGGACGUCAAUGUGAAUGACUAUUAGAAACUUUGGAGAGGAGCCCCUUCCCCCCCAGAUGCAAUGGCUGUCGAGUGGGUCUAACAUAUUAUUGUGAAAGUCCUGUCCAUAGUGGAUCCAACAUAAUAGUGAGAGUCCAGUCCAUAGUGGGGCCAGCAGGAGACCAUCCCGAGCGGAGACGGGUUAGCAGCGCAGAGAUGUCCCCAACUGAUGCGCAGGAGAGCGGUCCACCCCCAGGUCCCGACUCGGGACAGCCAGCACUUUAUCCAUGGCUACCGGAUUUGUGGAUUAUUCUCUGCAUUUGACCCAUCACUUUGAUCACCCCCUGGGAGGUGAGGGGAGCAGUGAACACUCUUAAUGUGUGACUCAAACGAGAGAGUUGGGUCAAAGAUAAUACCUUCAACACAUUUAACCAUUCUGUAAAUUCAAACUUCCCUUUUUCAAAGUUAAAAAAAAUUCCAGGAUUUUCCAGAAUCCCUGCUUUUCCAAAGCCCUAUUUCCACCCUUUUUGCUGGCGACUACUCCUCCCACAUUUUUCAACCAACUUUAACCGUUCCACCGUCAAAACAUUCCUCUUAAUUAGGACAGAAAACAAAGUGGUUUUUGAACUGGAAAAAUUCCCGGUUUUCCAGGAAUUCCUUCUUCUUCUUCUGUCGUGUGUCUUAAGACUUGUAGCUCUGUUGAGGUGAGCCAGGUCAACGUGUCAUCGUCCAGGUCAAUCAGACCUUGUUCGCCAUUCGGUGGCCGGUGUUUUGAGGGUUUUCCACUGCUUCCGGCCCGUUCCUGGCCAGAGACGUCUGUGGGUCAUGGAUGUAGAGGUUCAGCCUAGAUGGUUCUGCUAACUUCCACUGUUCUCUCCACCUCCAGGAAUUCCUUAAUACCAUUUCUCAAUUCAACAUGUUAGUGCUUCAAUAGACCGAUUUGAAAAAUUUCAACACCAACCAUUUCAACUCGUUCAGACCAUUCAAGUUGUUGUUUUUUACCAGUUUUACAAACAUUCCCGAAAUUCCCAAAUUUGGGGGAAAUUCCCAUUGAAAUCAAUGGGACAUUCUUCAAAGUUCCACAAUUCCCAUAAUUUUCAUCUGACUCAAACUGUUCCAACAUCAGAAUAUUCAGCCUGUUUGGGAAUUGUGUGCUCUAUUUCAACAAUUCUUAAAAAAAAAAAAAAAAUCCAGGAUUUCAGUUCAACUUCAGCAUUGGAGCAUUCACACGCAACUCCUUCAAGAAUUGCCUCAUCUGGUAUAUAUUGGAAUCAUUCAUCCACCCAUCCAUUUCCUACCGCUUAUCCCAGGAGUGUCCAAAGUGCCAUUUGCAGUCAUUCGCAGCUAUUUGUUUACCGGCCCGCCACACAUUCUGGAAAUGCUAUUGCAAAAAUAAAAAAGAACAUCAAAAAUAUUUGAAUGAGGUGAAAUCUAAUGAGAAAAAGUUGCAAUGUUGACACAAAGCUGCCAUGCAGGAUGUUUUUUCUUUAUUUUACCAUGUAAAAAACAUCUUUACCAUGAAUUGAUUAACCUGAAACCCGACUUAAACAAGUUGAAAAACUAAUUCGGGUGUUACCAUUUAGUGGUCAAUUGUACGGAAUAUGUACUGUACUAAUUACAAGUUUCAAUCAAUCAUCUAUUUAUUUUUUAUUUUUUUGCCAUUGCUAAAAAAAAAAUAAUGACAAAAAAUCCAUAUAAUAAUGAAUUAUUUUCACAGCUCCAAUUAGUUCAAAAAUGUCACAUUAAAAUGUUUUAUGUGGUCAAUAUUGCACAUAUUGUGCAGUUGCCAUAUAAAAACAAAGUUUUCUUUGACAAAAGAGCAUAAAACAAACAAAAUAAUAGUUUAAACGUCAAAUUGACAGAUAUAUCUGAAGUUCAUCUCGUAACAUAAGUGUUGAAAGUAAAAUAAUAAUAAAAAUGUAUCACUUUCUUAGUGGGGCACCCUUUGGAUCCCAAAUAUAUUUAGUGGUAUUUUAUUUAUCUUUUCACUGUGAUUACUCAAAAAUGAUAAAUAAUUCAAAUCAAUGGUGUCCUGCAUUAUUGAUCUUUUAGGACUCUAAUUACUAAAUACUCCAUAUUUCAGUUUUACUCUUAAAAAAACAAAGAUGUUUUCGACAGAAAAGCCCAAAGACUUUUUUUUUUUUUAAGUUGAUAUUGAGAUUUACUGUAAGCGUUAAAUAAAAAAUAAUAAUAAAACCUUGAUUUAUUUUUAACAGUUUAUUAACUGAGACCCUUUAUGGUUUCGGGGACCCCUAAAGGUAAAAUACAUUUUGAAAUUCAUAUAUUUUGUUAUGGUUUGAAAAUGAAAAAUAUCAAAAUGGCCCCCGCAUGCUUUAAUUUUUCCGUGUGCGGCCCUCAGUAGAAAAAGUUUGGACACCCCUGGCUUAUCCCUUUCGGGGUCAAAAAACAAACAGGGUUUUGACAACAACAAAAAAGACAAUAAACAUAAAAAAACACAAUUACUUUAUAUUGACAGAUCGACCUGAAGUUGAAUAAAUAAAUAAAUAAAAACCUGAAGUUCCAUCCAUCCAUUUUAUACUUGUCCCUUUUGGGGUCGCGUGGGGUGCUGGAGCCUAUCUCAGCUGCACUCGGACGGAAGGCGGCGUACACCCUGGAUAACUCCCCACCUCAUCGCAGGGCCAACGCAGAUCAAUUAUGUCUUAUUUGUCCCUGUUUGCGUCUUCAAUAUUUUAAUUUUUUCCCCCUUUUUUAUUUUCAAAUCCUAUAUUUCUAAUAUUCAACAUUUACGUACAGAAACAGUACAAAACAGCGCCAAUGGGGUUUUAAACUCAAUAAAGCAACUAAAGAAGAAUGACCACCUGAAUGUAAUUUAUUUUUUCUAGUUUUGAUUUUUUGUGUGCGUCUUCAAUACCGCCCCAAGAUGGCGUCAAUGUGACGUCGCUGGUGCCGGAAACGAAACCUUCCGUCGUAGAAGAAGAAACGGGCGGAAGUUAGCCAGGGGACGCGGAGUAGAGCGCCUGCUUGACCGACGCAAUAUGUCUUUUCAAGAGUUUGUAAGGGAGCGUUUGAUGGUAGCCGCCAAUGAAAUAUUCGACAUGUUUGAAAGAACAAUUGCGUCGUACCAGGAGGAACUUUCUCGAACAAAGGAGGAGAAUGAGCGACAACGACGACAAUUGGACCCUGUUUUCAAGACUGAAGCUGAGCUACCCAGCAAAGACGUCCAGCAGCUGAUUGGUCAUCAAGAAGAACGUCCCCUUCAGUCACAGGGAAAGGGUUCCACUUUGAAACAGGUGGAUGCACAACCACCCCACCUCAAAGAGGAAGAGGAGGAACACUGGAUAACUCGGGAUGCAGAGUGUCUUCGAGGGCCGGAGAACGCUGAUCUGACAGUUGUCUCCGUGAAGACGGAAGAUGAUGAAGACAAACCACAAGCGCACAACUUUUUACCUCCACUAUCAGAUAAUGAGGCUGAAGAUGGGGUUGAAGACACUUUAAGCAGUAAUACAGACUGUGAAGGUGAUGUGAGGACUCACACUGAUAACAAACACCCCGAAUCCUCGAAUAAGGACACGGGUAAAAAACGUUUCACCUGCUCAGUGUGCAGUGAAAGUUAUUCGUACAAGUGUAAUUUGACUCUACACAUGCGAACGCACACGGGAGAAAAACCUUUUCGGUGCUCGAUUUGCGGUGAAGGAUUCAUUCAGAAGGUGGCUUUGAUUGCACACACGACGACGCACACAGGUGAAAAACCUUACACUUGCUCAAUUUGCGGUAAAAGCUUUUCCUAUAAGAGUAACUUGAACGCACACACUCGGACACACAGUGAAAAACCAUUCGGUUGUUCAGUUUGUGAGAAAAGAUUUGCUCAAAAAGUGAACAUGGAAUCACACAUGAGGACGCACACAGGAGAGAAACCUUUUAGCUGCUCGAUUUGCGGUAAAAAGUUCUCUCACAAGGCAAAUAUGGUAACACAUGUGCGGAUACACACGGGCGAAAAACCUUUCACUUGCUCAGCGUGUGGGGAAGGUUUUGCUCAAAAGGUGGCUUUGGUAGCACACACAAACGCACACACGGGAGAAACACCCUUUGCUUGCUCCGUUUGCGGUAAAACAUUCUUUCAAAAGGCAAACAUGGUGUCCCACAUGAAAACGCACACGGGCGAAAAACCUUUCACAUGCUCGGUGUGCGGCGACAGCUUUGCUCAGAAGAUCACUCUGAUCUCGCAUACCAGAACGCACACGGGGGAAAAACCUUUCAUUUGUUCCUUUUGCGCCAAGGAAUUUUCUCAAAAGUCAAACAUGGUGUCGCAUAUUAGAAUACACACGGGGGAGAAACCUUUCACUUGCUCGGUCUGCGGUGACAGCUUCGCUCAGAAGGUGUCUUUGGUCGUACACGGACGGACCCACACUGGGGAAAAACCCUUCAGUUGUUCGGUUUGCGGCAAAAGAUUUUUUCAGAAGGCAAAUAUGGCGACACACAUGAGAACACACACAGGGGAAACCACUUUCAGUUGCUCAGUAUGUGGGAAAAGUUACUCUCAUAAAUCCACGUUAAUGGUGCAUAUGCAGACACACAGCGGGGAAUAAUAACCUAUUCCCAGUGCUUAUUAUUAAAGGCCUACUGAAAUGACAUUUUUUUAUUCAAACCGGGAUAGCAGGUCCAUUCUAUGUGUCAUACUUGAUCAUUAUGAGAUAUUGCCAUAUUUUUGCUAAAAGGAUUUAGAAGAGAACAUCGACGAUAAAGCUUGCAACUUUUGGUCGCUAAUAAAAAAGCCCCGCCUGUACCGGAAGUCACAGACGAUGACGUCACCUGUGUGAGGGCUCCUCACAUCAUCACAUUGUUUAUAAUGGGAGCAUCCAACAAAAAGAGCUACUCGGACCGAGAAAACGACAAUUCCCCCAUUAAUUUGAGCGAGGAUGAAAGAUUUGUGGCUGAGGAUAUUGAUAGUGACGGACUAGAAAAAAACAGUAAAUAAAGUUUUUUAAAAAAAGGCGAUUGCAUUGUGAGCGAUUCAGAUGUUUUUAGACACAUUUACUAGGAUAAUUCUGGAAGAUCCCUUAUCUGCUUAUUGUUUUAAUAGUGUUUUAGUGAGAUUUUAAAGAUUGUAAAGACAUACCUCGAGGUCGGAUGGCUGCGGUGAACACGCAGUGUCUCAGAGAGAAGCCGAGGAGCCAAGCUCACAGCUGUCUUUUUUGACAUGACAGCUGCUGCAGGACGACGAAUAAUCCGUUGACGUCUCCGGCAAGAUAUAUAUCACAAUUUUCCCAUCCAAAAACAUGCUGGUUGACGUAGAGAAAAAAUGUUCGCUUGACCGCUCCGCUUCACAACAAACAAAGAAACACAGGCUUUGUCUCGGUGCUAAAGACAGCUGCAAUCCACCGCUUUCCACCAACAGCAUUGUUCUUUAUAGUCUCCAUUAUUAAAUGAACAAAUUGAAAAAGAUUCAGCAACACAGUUGUGCAAAAUACUGUGUAAUUAUGCGAUUAAAGCAAACAACUUUUAGCUGUGUGUGGUGCUGGGCUAAUAUUUCCUUACAGUCUGUGACGUCACACGUACGCGUCAUCAUUCCGCAACGUUUUCAACAAGAAACUCGCGUGAAAUUUAAAAUUGCAGUUUAGUAAACUAAAAAGGCCAUAUUGGCAUGUGUUGCAUUGUUAAGAUGUCAUCAUUGAUAUAUAAACUAUCAGACUGCGUCGUCGGUAGUAGUGGGUUUCAGUAGGCCAUUAAAUUUUGCGCGAAGUAUCCCCGUUGAUGACGCGUGCGUUUGAUGUCACUAGUUGUAGCGGACAUUUUUUUCCAGCCCGAUCCAAGCUAUAAGUAGUCUGCUCUGAUCGCAUAAUUUCACAUUAUUCUGGACAUCUGUGUUGCUGAAUCUUUUGCAAUUUGUUCAAUUAAUAGUGGAGACGUCAAAAAAGAAAGACGUAGGUGGGAAGCGGUGUAUUGCAGCUGCCUUUAGCAACACAAACACAGCCGGUGUUUCAUUGCUUACAUUCCCGAAGGUGAAGCUUUAUUAUGGAACAGAGCGGUCAAGCGAACAUGGUUCCCGACCACAUGUCAACCGGCAGGUUUUGGCUAGAAAAUUGUGGUAAUAAAUCGUCUCUUACCGUUGACAUGAGUGGAGCUUGCGUCCUCCUGCAGCUGUGUGGCUUCCCUCAGAGACACUGGCGGUCACCACACCCGUGGCCAAACCCGUCCGACUUUCAGGUACCAUAUAAUCUCCCUAAAACACUGGUAACACAAUAAGCAGAUAAGGGAUUUUCCAAAAUUAUCCUAGUAAAUGUGUCUAAUAACAUCUGAAUCGCUCCCACUGCCCUCGCCUUAUUUUCUUUUUCUUUUUUUUCUUUUUUUUUCUAGUCCUUCACUCUCACUUUCCUCAUCCGUGAAUCUUUCAUCCUCGCUCAAAUUAAUGGGGAAAUUGUCACUUUCUCGGUCCGAAUUGCUCUAGCUGCUGGUGGCCAUGAUUGUAAACAAUGUUCAGAUGUGAGGAGCUCUACAACCAGUGAUGUCACGCGCACAUCGUCUGCUACUUCCGGUACAGGCAAAUCUUUUUUAUUAGCGAACAAAAGUUGCAAACUUUAUCGUCGAUGUUCUCUACUAAAUCCUUUCAGCAAAAAUAUGGCAAUAUCGCGAAAUGAUGAAGUAUGACACAUAGAAUGGACCUGCUUUCCCCGUUUAAAUAAGAAAAUCUCAUUUCAGUAGGCCUUUAACAGCAUGCUCUCCGGUGUAAUGAAGAAUGCACUGAUUCAUAUAUUAGGAAAACAAAACAACCACUAAGCCGACGUAUGGCACAGCAUUGACGAGCAAUCUCUUCAGGCCAAGAUUCAGCUUUCUACCUGCACCUCAGGGAGAAACAGCACUACUUUUGAGAACAAAAAUGUACAGAUUCUGAACAGGGAGGACGGAUUGUACAAAAGAAGAGUGAGAGAAGGCUGAAAAAACAUCCCUGUACAAAGGAGGAGGUCUGCGACACCCCCAGUCUACCAUAUACAACACUGUCUUUUCAACCAUUCCUAAAAGACUCCUAAUUUAGCUUCUAACAAAUAACAGCUGUUAGAAACAUUGAUUGACAGUGGGAUUGCUCGCUUGCAUCAACACAUUUGUUGUUUUUUUAACUACAAUGGGGCAAAACCAUCCUUGCCCAUGCAGGCACACCUUCUUGGUUUUUGGAGCACCAGCCGCAAGAGUAGAUCUGACUAAUCUUAGUCUAUGAGCAUGAACUGUUGAAAUCUACUUGGAUGAGAGGCGAAACAUUAUUAUUAUUAUAAUUAUUAUUAUUCGAUUAGUUUAUUUCAAAGGGGACAAUGCAAUUUCGUAAAACACAUGACUACACAUGGUUUAAAAAAAGCCAGAAUUAGCCAGAAGGCUGGUUUUCAUCUGUAGUCCCCUGUCCAUGAUGUAAAAAGGCAGUAAAAUUAUAAUUUAAAAGAAAAAAACAUCUUCUAAGACAAACCAAACAGUCCAGUUGCGAUCGAUUGAAUGCCCUGAGAUUAGUAACAUAGUGCAGGGUUUCCUGCAGCGCUUUGUUGUUAAGGCGGCUUCUUUAACAACAAAGGGCCACCGCCUAACUAAUGUCUUAAAAA